AUGCCAAUUCAGCGUAGAGAUGACAUAAAUCUACCACAUCAGAGAGAUGAUGCACAAAAUCCUGAUCAAGAAAUCCAACAAAGAUUAAAAUAUAAUAUGAAAUUGAAGCAUCUCUACAUUUUUGAAGGACUGGCAAAGCAGGGAAACCCAACACUUCUGAAUGAAAUCUACACAGAGCUCUGCAUCAUCGAUGGUGGGAAUGGAGAGAUCAAUAAUGAGCAUGAAAUUAAAAGGAUAGAAAAAACAUUAAAAAGUGCAACAGGAGUAACUACACCAAUUAAAUGCAAUGACAUUUUUAGAGCUUUACCUGGACAAGACAGACCCAUCAGAACUGUGCUGACAAAGGGAGUCGCUGGCAUUGGAAAAACAGUUUCUGUGCAGAAGUUGAUCCUGGACUGGGCUGAAGGGAAAGAGAAUCAGGACGUCCAGCUCAUAUUUCCACUUCCUUUCAGAGAAAUCAAUCUGAUGAAGGACAAAACACUCAGUCUUUCAGAUCUUCUUCAUGUCUUUUUCCCUGAAACCAAAGAAAUGGAAAUAUCCAGUGAAGAAUAUAAAGUGUUGUUUAUCUUUGAUGGUCUGGAUGAGUGUCGCCUGUCUCUCAAUUUUCAGAGUGAUGUGAGGUUGUGUGAUGCAAGUGAACCAGCCUCAGUGGACGAGCUGCUGAUGAACCUCAUUGUGGGGAAUCUGCUUCCCUCUGCUCUCAUCUGGAUCACCUCCAGACCAGCAGCAGCUGAUCUCAUCCCCUCUGAGUGUGUCCAUCGAGUGACAGAGGUACGAGGCUUCAAUCAGCCACAGAAGGAGGAAUACUUCAGGAAGAGAAUCAGUGAUCAGAGUCUGGCCGACAGGAUCAUCUCACACCUGAAGUCAUCAAGGAGCCUCUACAUCAUGUGCCACAUCCCAGUGUUCUGCUGGAUCUCAGCCGCUGUUCUGGAGAAGAUGUUAAGUCAAGAAGGGAGUAGAGAGAUUCCCAAGACUCUCACUCAGAUGUACACACACUUCCUGAUGGCACAGAUUAGCAUCAAAGACACAAAGUAUCCUGAGAAGGAGGACAAGGAUAUGGAGAUGAUCUUCAAAUUGGGGAAACUGGCAUAUGUGCAACUGGACAAGGGAAACCUGAUCUUCUAUGAGGAAGACCUGAGAGAGUGUGGCAUUGAUGUGACAGAAGCAUCAGUGUACUCAGGAUUGUGCACUCAGAUCUUCAGAGAGGAGUUUGGCUGGUAUCAGGGGAAAGUCUUCUGCUUUGUUCAUCUCAGCGUUCAGGAACAUCUAGCAGCUCUAUAUGUGAUACUCUCCUUUCACAACAUCAGCAAAAAUGUGCUUGUUGAAGGUGAAGCCAAGACAGUGUCAAUCAUACUCAAAUGUGCAAUUGAUAAGGCUUUAGACAGUAAUAAUGGACAUCUCGAUCUCUUUCUUCGCUUUCUCAUGGGACUUUCGGUGGAGUCAAAUCAGGCUCUUCUAGAAAGGUUUUUGAAGAAAAGAUCUAUCAUCGCCCAGGACACAGCGGAAACUGUUGAGUAUCUCAAGGAAAUGAUUGUAAUAAAUUGUCCAGAUAAGAGCAUCCUUAUGUUCCACUGUCUAAAUGAACUUAAUGAUCAUUCACUAAGUGAUGAAAUCCAAAAGUACAUUGCCUCUGGAAAAGUUAGCGAAGAUAUCCAGUCCCAGGAACUUGGCUUGGCUCUUUUGUUUAUUUUAAUGACAUCAAAUGAGAACUUUGAUGAGUUUGAACUACAUAAAUAUGGCAGAUCAGAUGCAUUCAUAAGCUGGCUGUAUCCUGUGAUCAGGCUGUCUACAAAAGCUUGGAUGUGUAACUGUAAUAUCACAGAAAUGGGAUGUUUAAAGCUGUCUACACUUUUGUCUUCACAUUCCAAUGUAAGAGAGCUGGAUCUGAGCCACAACAACCUGCAGGACUCAGGAGUAGAAAUACUCUGUGCUGGACCAAAGGAAUCAAACCGUGCAAAACAAUUAAUUCCGCAAUGGUUCAGCAGUAGGCCAUAUCAUCCAAGCAAUCAGCGUUUGUUUGAGGAUAUUGCAAGUCUCACAGCUGGACUACAGGACGCAGAGUCUAGACUGGAGUCUCUGAAUCUGAAGAACUGUGCAGUAACAGAAGCAGGCUGUGUUUUCCUGAGUUCAGCUCUGAGUUUAAACCCUUCACAUCUGAAAGUGCUGGAUCUGAGCUGGAAUAAUAUAGGAGACUCCGGAGUGACCCAUAUCUGUGCUUCUCUGGACAAAGCUCAUUGCUCAUUAGAAAUACUCAAGUUAAAUAAUUGUAAUAUAACACAGAAAGGUUGUGCAGCAUUGGCUUCAGUAAUACAAACAGAUUCAAACCUGAAAGAACUGUCUCUAAGCAAGAAUGAGCUCCAGGACUCUGGUGUGAUGUUGUUAUCUGUUGGACUUCAUCAUCCUCACUGUAAACUGGAGACCCUGAGGCUUUCAUAUUGCAAAUUUAAAGCAGAAGGCUUUGGAUCCCUUACUUCAGCUUUGAGGUCAAACUCUCAGCUGAGAGAACUGGAUGUGGGCAACAACAGACCUGAAGAUGAUGGAAUGGAGCUGCUAUCAACUGUUCUUCAUCAUCCAAACUGUAGACUGAAAACACUGAGGAUGGACAAAUGUGGAAUCACAGAGAAAAGUUGUGCUGGUCUGGCUUCAGCUCUCAGUUCCUGCCAUCUGACAGAUCUGGAUCUCAGUAUUAAUGAUCUGCAGGACUCAGGAGUGAAGAAGCUCUGUGUCGGACUGCAGAAUCCUUGCUGUAAACUAGAGAAGCUGAGGUUGUCCAACUGUAGUAUUACUCAUGAAGGUGUGAUGUCACUAACUGAAGCUCUGAAAUCAAAUCCUUCCCGCCUUAAAGAACUCGAUCUGCUGGAGAAUGAUCUGGAAGAAUCAGACUUUAAAUUGAUUGGUAAUAUUAUUUAAGGGACCUAAGAAGACAUCAACUAUCAAUUUACAGCUGUAUUAUUUUAUUAAUUUACAUAAAGAUUAAUGUUGUAAGAAAUGUAUUGCUAAUUUCUAGUAAAUACAUUAAUGUUAACUAAUAGAACCUUGUAAAGUUUUAUCAAUAUAUAGGUUUAUAAACAUACUGUAUGUAAUAAACAUAAUACAUUUACAAGUAUACAUACUGUACAUAAACCUUCAUCCAUGUCAGAGAAUAUUAAUCAUGCUGUGAAAAGUGCAUUUAGGAAAACUCACAAAGUUGAUGAUCCAGAAGUAGAGAUCUGAAUGACGAGGGGUCAAGAUGAAAUGUGAAUCUGUAAUCAAAAGGCAGAAAGUCAAAGCCAGAAAGAGAAAUAUAAAUAUAAAGAAUACAUUAAAACGGAUCCAAACCCUUUCGUAAGUAGCAUGGGUAUAUUUGUAUAGCAUUGUAUAUAUUUGUAGCAAUAGUCAACAAUACAUUGUGUGGGUCAAAAUUAUAAAGAAUAUAUAUAUUCACAAACUCAGUCCACUGUAAUCUGAGAGAGGAGAGAUUAAUGUGAUGAUCUGAUUAAACAGGCUAAAGCU
Messenger RNA from Carassius auratus (goldfish), 3492 nucleotides. Its product is annotated as NACHT, LRR and PYD domains-containing protein 3-like. The coding region runs from base 1 to 2910 and encodes 969 amino acids. Gene Ontology annotation, molecular function: protein binding. NCBI's taxonomy places the organism in Eukaryota, Metazoa, Chordata, Actinopteri, Cypriniformes, Cyprinidae. The record is from RefSeq and is a predicted model, not a curated record. The transcript is spliced from 9 exons.